Molecule: messenger RNA, 4963 nt
Organism: Paramuricea clavata
Lineage: Eukaryota; Metazoa; Cnidaria; Anthozoa; Malacalcyonacea; Plexauridae
Source: the annotation of a GenBank genome assembly
AAAGACUUUUAUUCAAUUGCAUGCAUGCAUAAUUUUCGAAAUUACUCACCACCUGAUGAUUCCUAGUAUACGGAUGAAACGGACUGUUGUGGUAUGUCGAAAUAAAACCAUAAUUAAGUGUCUUUAAUUUUAUUUCAAGGAAAACUAUGCAUUUCCUAAUCAGUAUAUAGCUACAUAACUUAGGCUAUACUGUUUUGUUUAUGAGAUAUAUAGCGCCCAAAUUUUCAAUUUUCAAGCAUGUAACUAUACAUUUUGCGUUGAGAAUGCGAUAUAAUUAGUCUAUUUAGCCACAGGCAAACAAAUAGAACAGCCACGAAAAGAGUCAUUCUGGAGUCAAGUUGACCAGAAUGACUCCUUUGGAGUCGUUGUGACUCUUUUUUGGAGUCGUUUUGACUCUUUUGAUUUUUAUCUGAAUUUACAGAUGUCAGUGUGUAGAGAAUGUCACAGUGUUCCACACACGCAUCCUCUUGACUUUAUGAAAGAGCAUCAGACUUUGUAAGACAAAAACGACUUAAGAGAGUUUCUAUAUAUCAUUUUUAAUUCUAUAUGAAUAUUUUAAUGCUGAUUACGCAUAUGGUAACCCAUUUUACUGUAUUUUUCUCAAACAUACACCAGGCAAUUUUAAUUAUUAUUUUGAAACUCACUAAUAAUUCAUGAAGAAAUGUCACAAAACUUAAAUCAUGAGCGUGAAUGAGUUUGUAUAUCUGCAUGAUACAAAUUGCAAAAUCAUGUUGAUUUUCAAAAAGUUCAAGUUUCUCACCAAAUAUCAUUAAUUUAUCUUAAAUUGUUGAAGAAUAUACGAAUGCUCUCAUCAAGCCGUUUCACGAGUACUUACAGGUUCCUACUGCAUGUAUAUGAGUUCCUACAAAAUUUUUCUUGUUUGCUACAGCUAUAUAUGCAGCCACUUUAAAAUGUAGGCAGCUGCAACUACAUGCCUCUGGCAAGAAUCACAGCUCCUUACUGAUAAAGAAAUGAGCGAAAUUAAAAUCAACUCAGUUAAAAAAAAACACAAAAGACUUGACUAAAAAUACUAAAACGAUUAUUCACCUGCAUAUUCCCCGACAAUCACCUCGCCUACGGCGAAUAAUUGUGAACUAUACUGCGUUGCGGCCAAAAGCCAAUAUUAGCAUCGGAUGUAAAACUUCUUCUAAGAGUGUCUGUAUAUACAAAAACGCUUAACCUAGUGAAAGGUUUUGUCUAGUUUAUAAACAAAAGACUUUAGUACAAGUUCAUUUUCAAGUGGUAGUCCGUUUGUAUAAAAGGACGCAAGAUACGGCUUCGAAAGUAUCACUCUUGCAGCAGUGGAACAGAGGAAAGUUGUCAGUUGAGGAAAAGCAGUAAAACUAAAAGAAAAGAAUCAUGUCUUUAAAAAUUGUUGUUUUAAUGUUGGUGGCCGGUAUCGCAAUGGCUAAAGUCGGUAAGUACUUCGCGCAAAUAAGUUGUAACAACUAAACAAGGCAACCUAUAAACAAGGUUGCUAAACAAAGUUGUUGUCAAGCCGAUAUCAGGAUGCAUGUUCUCACACUGCUUCUUCUCAGUUGUUGUGAAAAGUCUGAGACAUCUUGUUAUCACCUUGUUACAAGGUUGGUGACGGUAACAGACUUAGUACAAGUUGUUCCAACAAGAUUAAUUACAGGCUUUUCACAACAAGUUGCUACCAGCUUGUUGUAAUCAACUUAUUAACUACUUGUUAGGAGUCUGUUGGCCAGUGCGUUAAUAAGUUCCAGUAAGAUUUUUGCGCAUGUAUUUUAAAAAGUAAAGUUAGUGCACUGUAAUAUAAUAAAUAGGGCUUACUGAACCUCUAUAGAAAGAACAGUAAUAAAACUGAUAGAGCUGUAUACAGUAUAGAUAAAGUUAGUUUAUAUGUUUCGUCCUGUAGUAACACUGGUUCAGUAAGAGAUGAUCAUUACUGGACCUUUAAGAAGAACAGUUAAUUAAGAAAUGAUAGAGCUAUCUUAGUAAGUAAUAUAACGAGUACCAAAAAUAAAGUUUCUUUCUUUUCUUCUUAGAUGAAUAUGGCAACGACUAUGAAACACCUGAGAAAAAAGAAAGCGCAAAUGAUGAAAAGCCAAAGAUGGUCAUGGAAGACAUGAACACUGAAACGUCGACUGCUCUCGUACAAAAUGACGCACACGACCCUGAUUCAAUCAAGAAUAAAGGACGUAAGUUUGUUCAUCUUUCUUGUUAUAUACGUUUCGUUCCCGCAACUAUAGAAUUUGAGAUUUACCGCAAAUAAACUCCCCCAUUUUCUAAGGCUAAGAAACGCUAUUUCCGGCAAUCUGGGAACAGUUUCAACAAAAAAACGACGACGAUAAAAAGCGGCACAAUGAGACUAUAUCAGAAAAAUAUGAAUAUCAGAAUAAUGUCAUCGUGUAAAUUCAAUUAAGAUACGGGUUAUUUAAAGAAAUAAGGAAAUUAUAUGGUGGUGAUAUGGCGACCCUCUCUCAGUGUCCUUGUCAAACCAAGGCAAGCUAGUUAUUUACACGCGUGCUCAGAUCUUUAUCUGAAGGCGAAAUAGAAUGAUGACGUUAUCACCUGGAACGAAAGACAGAAAUAUAUGGCGAGAAAUAUGAAAUUUUUUCCCAGCCAAUUCGGACUCGGUUGACUCGUAGCAACACGAAUGAUUUGCCUUGAAUUAUACGAAAACUAUAAGCGUAAAAUAUUGGUUAAAUAUAUAUUUUAGUAAACAGUAAUGUAUGUUAUUCGCUGACGCGUUUAUUUCUGUUUACUUCAAAUUUUCUAUAGUUUGUCAUUGGGGCAUCGCAGUUUGGUUCAAACCCGGAUUUUCCAUUCGCUGUAGUUGUAUGAAAUGGUGAGUACAUCCAAACUCUUCAUAUAAACCACGCUUACUCCUGCGUGCAUUGACCGCAAAUACACGUGUUAAAACCGUUUUCAGGUUCAUCAGUAGUUCAAUGGUCUUCAAUUUUCAUGACAUUCCCUGAGCACACCACACUGAGACAUAAUAUUAAUCUAAGGAUUAUUUUUUAUAGCAAUGGGGGUUCAUAACUGAAAAAGGCCGAGGGGAUCCCUCGGGAAAUUUUGAAAUCUGGAGUCUUUGAAAUUGCCAUUUCGUGCAUUUGGGGAGGCAAUUUUAAAUGAUUCUGAAUGCUAUAAAAGUGAAUGUUUUGCUAGUAAUCCACUUGUAUUUCAAUAAAAAUUUGGAUAUAGCAUAUAGGGCAAUUUCGUUUUGUGGACAUUACAAUCAGAGACAGAGGCCAAAAAUUGAAGUAAUAAUGUUUUUAGUUAAAACCUAACUUCAAACUAAACAUCUCAGACUAAACAAAAACUACUAGAACAUCUAAUGUCCUCAAAUGACAUUGUUGUCAUUAACCUAUUCUCUAAAUUUAUCUCUCUCUGCUUAACAGAGCGAGAAAAUAGCCUCAAACCCAUGGAAAAUACGUAAUAAAAAACGACUGCAGCUAAUUUCAAAUUCAUUGCGAAAAUCACACUGCAAAUUGUUUUCCAAUCUUUCAUAAAAAAACCCUUACUUAGAAACUACGAAUAGGAUCUAUAUUAUCCAUAAAAUAGAUGUAUAAAUCACUAUAAUGACACUUUCACUUUAUAUAUGUUCGUUUCUUCAAUACCUUGUACUGUAUGUAAUUAUAUAUAUAUAUAUAUAUAUAGAAUAUUCUAGCAAUACCUGUAAAUUAGGUCAUGCAUUUGAAUAAAUUAUUAUUAACUAUAAAAGUAAAAGCAUUAAUAUUUCAUUAACUAUACAUACAGACCAAGAGUGAGACGUACCAUUAAUGCACACUGUGAACGACCCAAUGUGUUGUCUGAGGCAAUAGUUUAAAUACAAUAAAAUCACAGAUUUGAUAUACCUUAUGUCUUAGGUGAAUACAUUACGAGGUUACGCCCUGCCCCAACCUGCCCCCCUUUUUUCUCAGUUUUGGAAAAAGAUACAAAACUGGACCGGAAGAAAAGUGUAUGUGUGUGGGGGGGGGGGAGUGUGAACCCCUCAAUUCACCCAUGGCUACGCCCCUGAGCAACAGGCUAAAAAUAGAACGUAUGUUCAAAUUUGUUCGCACAUUUCACACCGACAAACAUUGGGAAAAAAUAUUGAAAUCCAUUCUAUGUCUGUGGAAUUUGCAAUAUUGCACCACUAAAUCCAUAGUAUAUCGUAUAUCCACGCUAUUCCCAAACAGAUUGCAUUAGUAUGAAAAUUGGAUUACCGUACUAUUUCCAACCAACACCCAUACGACCAUUCUAUUUACAUACUAAGAAUUUUGAAAAAAAAUUUUCGCAAAAUUUUGUUGCUGGAAUAAAUUUACUCAUUUUACGAAAAGCAAAAUUAUCCCACCAACCCCUCUUACUAAAUGACUCAGAAUUAACUGACAUUUCCUAUCGUUUAGCACCUGUAAGUCUGGUGGUAACUGGGCCUGUGCUUAUGAAUUCGCCUACUGUCCAUACUUCUGUAAGUAUACUGUGUAUAUCAGCUAUAGCGUUGCAAUCACUGAUCACAAAGUUAGGACUGAUAGUGGCAUCUCAAUGGAGGCCAUGCACCACAAAUCUACUGUGGUACAAAACUGCAUAAUGCCGAAAAGCAUUAAAUUUUCACUCUGACUGUCAUAACAUUUUUCUUUUGCGUUUCUACUAGAUUGUGGCAACCAAAUAUACAAUCCUUCUACUCAAAUCUGUUGCUGUGGUAAAGUGCACUCUAAGAAAUCCAGAUAUUCAUGCUGUGGUUACUUCUACUACGAUACCAGAGUUUCACAAUGUUGUAAUUACUAUUCUGUCAAGCCAAGGAAGGCAAAAUGCCCUCGCUACCGAGUUUAAGCUGUCAGCUUUGACCGCCCAAGAACAAUUAAAACACGAAUUAAGUAAUCAUUAUUAAGAAGAAUUAAUCAUUAUGUAAAAAACUAGUUGAUUGUAUUAGUUUUAUAUCUGCAUGUUACAGUAUCAAAUACAAAGCUCAGAUGCAAAUUUAUGUUUCAUAAAUUAUACCAUUUUUCUUAAUAAACUA